GAGGUGAUUGCAGUAGACUGGAAGGGACUGAAAGAUGUGGACCAAAUCAAUAUGGACAGCACGAGUUCACUGCAUGGCAGCAGCUUCCAUCGACCUUCCACUGAGCAAACACGGACGGAUUUCUCCUGGGAUGGUAUCAAUCUCUCCAUGGAAGAUACGACCUCCAUCCUCCCCAAGCUGAAACGUAACUCCAAUGCUUAUGGGAUUGGGGCUUUGGCUAAAUCAUCUUUCUCUGGGAUAUCUCGCAGCAUGAAGGACCACGUCACGAAGCCAACAGCGAUGGGCCAGGGCCGCGUGGCUCACAUGAUCGAGUGGCAGGGCUGGGGAAAAGCCCAGAGCCAGCAGCAGCAGCACACGCACGAGAGCGCGCGCAAGGACGCCGACGCCUACUCCGACCUCAGCGACGGCGAGAAGGAGGCACGCUUCCUCGCAGGAGUGAUGGAGCAAUUUGCUAUUUCUGAAGCGACUCUCAUGGCCUGGUCCUCCAUGGAUGGUGAGGAUGUGAGUGUAAAUUCAAAUCAGGAUAACCCAGCAGGCAACUACUCUGAGAACUAUCAGGAGCUGAUGGAGAGCCAAGAGCACAUGGCCCAGACGCAGUAUGAUAGCUGGCCUCAUUCCUACGUCUCGCAGGGCAUGUAUUGCUUAGGUUCAUCCGACGCCUGGGAGGCCAGCGAUCAGUCCCUCAUCGCCUCCCCAGCAACUGGCUCCUACCUAGGCCAGAAUUUCGAUGAGUCCCAGACAAACCUCCAGGAAAGCAUUUUACUUCAGAGCAGCUUUCUUCAGCAGCAGCAGCAGCUGCAGCAACAGCGGCAGGAGCAGAACUUCAUCCAGAGCACGGGGCUGGUCCACGUGUGGCCCCUGCAGACUGCUCAGAGUGGGGGUGGAGCUGAGUCCAGCACGUACAUGGAGGACCACAUUGAGGAUGAAGGGAACCCACGGCUGGAGAAAGCUCCUCUCCUAAACAAGAAGCCCUCUCCAGAGGAGGAUGAUGCAGUGUGCCGGGACCUGGAAUCUUUGUCUCCUCGAGAGGAGAUGGAACAUGCUGCACUGAGCCGCAAAGUCUCAGAUGUCACCUCCUCUGGGGUGCAGUCCUUUGAUGAGGAAGAGGGAGAAACAAACAACUGA
Molecule: messenger RNA, 1125 nt
Organism: Cinclus cinclus
Lineage: Eukaryota; Metazoa; Chordata; Aves; Passeriformes; Cinclidae
Gene: FAM131B
Product: family with sequence similarity 131 member B
Exons: 6
Coding region: 52-1125 (357 amino acids)
Source: RefSeq, a predicted model, not a curated record